AUGCACCUACUUGGAGAUUUCUAUACAACUUCACUGACCGUAUUUCUAAGUUAUCCAAUUUUAAGUACGAUAAAAUCAACAACCAUUGGAAGUGAAGCUACGAGAGAAGUAGAUAUAAAAGAAGAGGAAGAGGAGAAAUAUUGCCAAGAAAUCAUUAACGUUGUGGGUUUAAGAGAUAGAGAUGAUGAUUAUGAUUUGUAUGAAAGUAAAGAGGAAGCGAUUUUCCGUACAGAAAAAAGCUUUUGA
Messenger RNA from Funneliformis mosseae, 246 nucleotides. Lineage: Eukaryota; Fungi; Glomeromycota; Glomeromycetes; Glomerales; Glomeraceae. The record is from the annotation of a GenBank genome assembly.